Messenger RNA from Trametes versicolor FP-101664 SS1, 2660 nucleotides. Its product is annotated as GMC oxidoreductase. The transcript is spliced from 3 exons. Bases 72 to 2171 code for a protein of 699 amino acids. The record is from RefSeq and is a predicted model, not a curated record. Gene Ontology annotation, molecular function: oxidoreductase activity, acting on CH-OH group of donors; flavin adenine dinucleotide binding. NCBI's taxonomy places the organism in Eukaryota, Fungi, Basidiomycota, Agaricomycetes, Polyporales, Polyporaceae.
GACCAACACUCGUCAGUCUUUACCUCCCCCCUCUUCCGCCUCUCCCCCCCUUCCUCCCCAUCUCUACCCCGAUGCGCUCCCUGGCCCUCCUCGUUGCCUCCGCAUCGCUCGCUGCAGCCUUCAACACCGGCCAUCGCGACAUCUACCACGACAACCACGGCCAGGACCUUCGUAGGCGAAACAUCGUCUACAACGGCCAGAUCGCCGACGCCUACGACUUCGUUGUCGUCGGUGGUGGUACCGCAGGCCUCGCCAUCGCCUCCCGUCUCUCCGAGGACUCCAACACUACUGUUCUCGUUCUCGAGGCUGGAGACACCGGAGACGCUGUUGCAGACUCUAUCAAUGUCCCCGUGAACGCAUACUACUCCGGCCUUCCCGGCACCUCCUACGACUGGCAAUACACCACCGCCAACCAGCCUAACGCGAACAACCGCGUCCUCCCUUGGCCCCGCGGCAAGGUCCUCGGCGGCUCCUCCGCCAUGAACGGCAUGUACACCGUCCGCCCCUCCAAGCUCGAGGUCGACACCUGGGCCAGCCUCAUCGGUGACGGCGGCGACAAAUGGAGCUGGGACUCGCUCUUCACGACCAUGAAGGAGAGCGAGACCUUUACCCCGCCGUCGUCCGAUAUCCAGGCAGAGGGCGGCAUCAAGUACGAAGCCGCUAGCCGUGGAACAUCCGGCCCCGUCCACUCCUCCUACCCCGGAUACAUGGUGCCCCUCGUCGGGAACUGGACAACCACGCUCGCCGACAUCGGCGUCGCCGUUCCCAACGACGCGUACGGCGGUGAGAACUGGGGUGGCUUCAUUGCCACCUCGUCCAUCAACCCGUCCAACUGGACGCGUUCGUACUCGCGGUCCGCAUACAUCGACCCCCUCCCUCCGCGCUCGAACCUCGCGGUCCUUCCCAACGCGACCGUCACCCGCAUCAUCUUCGACACCUCGAACAAGUCCAACAUCACCGCGACCGGCGUUGAGUGGGCUACGAGCGCCACCGCCGCUCGCCAGACCAUCAAGGUCAACAAGGAGGUGAUCCUCGCGGGCGGUGCAAUCGGCAGCCCGCACGUACUUAUGCACAGCGGCGUUGGCCCCUCUGAUGUCCUCAAGGCGGCCGGCGUCGACGUCACGCUCGACCUUCCGGGAGUCGGCCAGCACGUCCAGGACCAUAUCUCGACGCAGGUCACUUGGAAGACGACGGCGCAGACGGCGAACUCGCUCCACACGCAGAACCUUGCGGCUGGCAACGGUAACUCACCCGCGUUCCUCUCGUUCAUCAACUCGGCCACUGCGUACGUGAACGUCACCGACCUGCUCGGGUUCGACUUCGCGCCCCAGUUCCGCCAGCAGGUCGCCGACGCGCUCGCGUCGUCCGUCUCGACCCUCGUCCCGAGCUCUUCCGAUGCGGUCAAGCAGGGCUACGAGGCGAUCUACAACGCGACGUUGAACACGUUCCUGAACAGCCCAACCGGCCAGAUCGAGAUCCUGCUCUCGCUCACCGGCGCCCCGGUCGACGGCUCGAACACCGUCGGCAUCCAGGCCGCGCUCCAGCACCCGUUCUCGCAGGGACGCAUCUACAUCGCCUCCGACGACCCCUUCACCCCGCCCGUCAUUGACCCGCAGUACCUUUCGCACAACGCCGACACCGUCCUCCUCCGCGAGGGCCUCAAGCUGGCGCGCAAGAUCGGUAACACCGCCCCCUUGAGCUCGUCCGUCGGCGAUGAGGUUACUCCGGGUAGCUCGGUCCAGUCCGACGACGACUGGGACAAGUGGCUUGCGAACGCGAUCGGCACCGAGUACCACCCCUCGUGCUCGUGCGCGAUGCUCCCGCAGGCGCAGGGCGGCGUCGUCGACGCCGACCUCAAGGUGUACGGCCUCGCGAACGUCCGGAUCGCCGACGCGUCCGUAUUCCCCAUUCAGUUCUCCGCGCAUCUGCAGGCGCCCGUCUACGGCCUCGCCGAACAGGCAUCGAAGAUCAUCCGCGCGACGUACAACGGCGUCGGCUGGCCAUCUGCGAACCAGGCGAGCGGGAACACGUCUGCCACUGGCUCGAGCACGAGCGCGUCGCCUUCCGCAACAACAACGCAGCAGCAGGACACGAACGCGGCCGCGCCCCGCGUGAUCGCGGGCUCGGCCGUCGUCACACUCGUGAGCGUGCUCGCCGCGCUGCUGUUGUGAUCGCGUCUCGGUCCUCGUUGCUUUCGUGUUGCUUUCGCUCGCCGCGCCCCUCGCGCACCCCCAUCUCGUCUCGUUUCGUUUUGUCUCUUGGGCCGGAUAACGGACCUCUCCAGACUCUCGACUCUCGUACAGUACGCCCAUUGACUCUGGCUCUGCUCCCAGCGCGCGCGUGUCGCGCGCAACCCUCCGCUCCUUACUCGCCCGGUCGAGCACCGUGGACAAUGCAUCCGUCGUGUUUCCAUACAGACUCUUGCGCAUCUCAUCUCUCUCUAAUCGGCACGCUCGCGCGUGUGUCUGACGCAUCUCGGCAUGGACCGUCCUUCACGAACUGUUUCUGUAGUAUAUACCCGCUCAUAGUCUAUUCCAGCCCCGCGCCGCCGUGCAGCCGCAUUUCUACUCCCCGCCCCCCGCGCGGAGGGCGUAGUGUACCGUCGCAGUGUCUCUUUCGUAGUGAUGUUGUACGGUACCUGAACAUAACUCAUCUUAUCC